UUUCUCUCAAGGUAGGGGAUGCCUGUUGAUAUUUCGGGCCGAGGCCUGAGUUUCUCCAACAUUUCGUGUUUGUUGCUCCAAACAGCGUAGCGCUCAACACAAGUCGCCGUCAACGACCCGGCGAUCAAAUGCGCAGGCGUGAAGCGUGAAGCAAGUUCUCAAAAAUGCGCAUGCGCUCAACGGAAAACGGCUCUGGCGGAUCGGCAGUAGGUAGAAGCAGGGCUGCGGGGCGGAAUCUGUCAGUACUGGUGUCGGCACCGCGGCUGAGGGAAAGCUCCUUUGAGUUCCGGAAAUAUGGUGGCCUCGCAAAUUCGGGACAGUCUCGGUCCUCUCCCUCUUUGUCAGCCCCAUCUCCCUAGUCGGGCUCCACUGAGAUUUCUGCCUAUCUGCAAUGUGGUAGGCGCCAUUACUGCGGCGCAUGCGCAUUACUGGAAGCGUGACGGAUAGAUGGGUAUCUUAUUCGUGGGGAUUUCUGGGUAAAGAGACUGUCGUGGGUGACAUUUUACCGCUUUCCGCACCAGUCCGUAAGGUGUGUUUGGAAGCGCAGGCGGAGGGAAUAUGAGUGGAUGGGUCUCCCAAACACUGCCGAGCUCUAGCGACCGAAUUCCAAAAAUUAGGGACUCGGAACAAAAAUAUCGUUCUUGUUUAAUCUCCGGUGAGGAAUCUUAUCGUCCAGUCACUGAAAUUGCCAAUUAGUGCUGUAUGGAGAAAUAGAACAUAAUCCUUCCAUCAGCUUUAGCACAUAGAAGUGUACUACACAGGAACAGGCCAUUCUGCCCACAUUAUCGUGCUGAACCAGCUAGAAAACAGAUCAGAGUCACCCAAAAUUCCUCCAACAUAUCCCUCCAUCCUCCUUGUAUCUAUGUGCAUCCAAACUUCUCCUAAAAGUCUCUAAUGUAUUUGUGUCUACCACCAUUCUAGGCAGUGCAUUCCAGGCAUGAAUGACUGAGUAAAAAACUUACCCCUCCCACCCCCCCCCCUUAACCGACCCACUCUCACUGUCAAUGCAUGCUCUCAGGUAUUUGACAUUUCAACCCUGGGAAACACAUACCCUCUGUCCAGUCGAUCUAUGCCUCUCAUAAUCUUAUAAACAUGCAUCAAAUCUCCCCUCAGCCUCCAAUGCUUCAGAGAUUUUAAGGAGUGCCCAGAUAUUUCGUCUCUAACAUCAAUAUAUUUAUUGUUGAUCCUUGGAAAUGAAGAAUUAUCUCAUUCCAUUCUGACUGAGAUGAAGUUUUCUGUUGUGACUCAGUGAAAUCCAUGAGAACUGACGUGCUGAGAACACUAGAUCUUCAACUGCAUCAAUUGUACAAGGGAGCCACUAUGUCAGGCAUCUGACUUAAUGUAUUGACAGAAGGGAGAUAUCAUUCUCAUUCUGUCAUGUGGAAGGGAUUCACUCAGUUAUCUGACCAACUGACUCACUGAUCAGUUAACCUUGGGGAAAGGCUCUUCACCUUAGAAGGUGGGAAGGAAUCCAUUCAGUCAUCUGGGGAGAUGCCGUUUACUUGCUCAGACUGUGGGAAGGGAUUUCCACGGUCAUCUCAACUGAAGCUACACCAACGAGUUCACACUAAUAAGAAACCACCUGCUCAGACUGUGGGAAAGGAUUCAAAUCAUCACAUGAGCGAGUUCACACUGGGGAGAGGCUGUUUACCUGCUCAGACUGUGGAAAGGGAUUCACUUUCUCAUCCAACUUACAUAGACAUCAGCGAGUUCACACUGGGGAGAAACCAUUCACCUGCUCAGACUGGGAAGCGAUUCAGUCGUGCAUCUCACCUGCAGGCACAUCAGUCAGUUCACACUGGGGAGCAGUCGUGCACCUGCUCAAAUUGUGGGAAAGGAUUCAUUCGGUUCUAUGAUCUGAAACUACAUCAGCGAGUUCACACUGGGGAGAGGCUAUUCACCUGCUCAGACUGUGGGAAGCGAUUCACUUGUUCAUCUCACCUCUACAGACACCAGCGAGUUCACUCUGGAGAGAGGCCAUUCACGUGUUCCGUGUGUGGGAAAGGGUUUGCUCGGUCAUCCCACCUACAGAGACACCAGUUAACUCACAGUGUGAACAAACCAUUCACCUGCUCAGACUGUGGAAAGGGAUUUUGUCAGUCAUCAGACCUACUGACACACCAGUCGGUUCAUACGGGGGAGUGGUUGUUCAACUGCUCAGAUUGUGGGAAAGGAUUCAUAUCAUCUCAACUGAAAGUACAUCAGCGAGUUCACACUGCGGAGAAGCCGUUCACCUGCUCAGACUGUGGUAAACAAUUCACUCAGUUAUCCAGCCUGCAGACACACUGGCGAGAGGCCGUUCUCCUGCUCUGAAUGUAGGAAGCAAUUCAGUCGGGUAUCUGAACUUCAGAGACACUACCAAAUUCACAAUCUCUUGCCUGGGGAAGAAUAUCCUUGUUGGCCAGAAGGGACUACAGUCUACAAAUUAUUGGAUUUGAAUGAAUCAAGGACAGUGGAAGUAGACAAAAAGAACAACAAUCUACAGAUCAGUGGAUUCAGAUGAAUCAGAACAGAAGUAGCAGACAAUCCAUAUGUCUUUGUUUCCCCCCAUUUUGUGAACUCUGAACUGAUACUUGCUCGGGGAUAAUCUAAUCACAGCAAUUGAAUGUGGACAUAAGGAGUUUCAAAUGAUGACCUGCUGAACCCGAGAUCAUUCUCAGACAAGUAGCUAUUUAUUACAUAAAGUGCCAGACCUACCAAAGAAGCAAUCUGUAAUAACGUGUCUGGGUCACCUCGUUGAACUAGGUUGGACCAGUCAGAGUUGAAAGGCACAAAUGCACAAAGAUGGGGUGCAGAAACCAUGGAACAACAUUGGUUGUAGCCCUGGACUAGAGCCAGUAAUAAGGUGACCAAAGUAGGUCCGGUGACCUUGACCCAAUUGAAUGGAAAUCCAUUCGUUCAACUGAUGAGGGAAAUUGUAAGAGUCUGGAGCUCCAAAUGCAUACUGGUGAUAACUCUCCAGUGUGACAACUCUCCAGUGUGACAUGUCCAUAGUGUCGUUUUCUGUGAGCGUCGCUUUAUGACGUAUGAUGUCAGUAGAAAAAGACGUGUGGACAGAUUGCUGGAGUCUUUCAUUUCAAAGGAAAGUGCGAGAGUCAAGACAGCGGAAUGCAAACAAUCAGGGAACAGCUCGCUACCAAAAAGGGUGAAGUCUGAUACUUAACCAUGACCGAAAGAUUGGGUUAAUCAGCAGCACACUCUGCAUUUUGGAGAGGGGACUGUCACUUCAUAUGAUCCAUAUGUGGAUUCGUUGGAAUAUUUUGUGGCAACCACUUUUGUUAACCCUUACAUGGUUUCAGGUAUGUUAUGUUGUAACAACUUGUGCUAAGAGAUAGUCUGUGACUGUCACCAUGUGAUAUCUCUAUGUGGGUUUCGGAAUGACUCGAUGGAUAAGAUCUUCGGCGACUGUUACUUCGUUUACCCAGCGUGGACCCUUUUGAAGACUUUGUGAUCACCUCUUCGUUGCAUUGUGAAUUUACAAAUUUCUCCUGUCACCUACCUUGUGGAUUACUGGAACUUUCUAAAUUGCCAUUCUCAGACUGUGCUUGAAUCAGACUGAGUAUGAUUUGUUAAGAAGUGUUCAUAAGCUAUACCUCUGGGAGGUAUAGGCACAUAACACUGUUAACUUCUGUUUAAGAAAGUAGUUUGUUUAAUUUUCUAUAUGUUUGAGUUGAUGUUAAUACACAUAGUGGUUUAACAUCAAAACCGGACUCAAUUUAUGAUCUAUUGCUGCUGGUACGUAACAUAAGAUUGGGGGCUUGACCGCAAUUUGAACAAAAUUGGAGCUUAUUGAUUGAUUGAUUAUUAAUCUGAUUGGUUAUUUCCCUUUUGAUUGACUUGUGUGUGGAAACCAGCAGCAAUGGAUAUUGAUGGAUUUCUGGCAUCACCAACCUCUGAGGCAUCAGAGGAAGCCAGAAAGAAAGACGUGUUGGUCAUUGCUAAAAAGCUGGAACUUGCUGCAGUAAAACUGGCUAUGAGAAAGGCAGAGAUUCAGAGGAGAAUAGCUGAGCACUAUGUAUCUAUGAAUGUGUUUGAAGAGAGGGUGUUAGAAUUGUUUUCCUGAAAGUAAAUAAGAUAACCCUGAGCUCCAUUUAUGGCUGGAACAAUUAAAGUUCGAGCUGGAGAAACUUAGAUUGGAGGCUGAGGACAGAGACAGACAAAGGCAGUUUGAAGCUGCAGAAGCAGAAAAAAUAGGAGUUUUGAGCGAGAGAGGCUACAUCUCGUGGGUCCAACAUUUGACUCUGGUGAUAGGUUUGUUACCCGUCGGGAAGUUAAAUUGGUCCCUCCAUUUGAUGAGGCUGAGGUUGAUAAAUACUUUAAGCAUUUUGAGAAAGUUGCUCAGAGACUUUGGUGGCUAAAAGAUGGUUGGCCUCUCCUGUUGCAGAGUGUAAUUAAAGGUAAGGCUCAGCAGGCUUAUUCUGCCCUAUCAGUUGAAGAUGCAGCUGAUUAUGAGACAGUAAAACAGGCUGUGCUUAAAGCCCAUGAACUGGUUCCGGAAGCUUAUAGGCAAAGGUUUAGAAAUUUGAGGAAAUCUGUGAACCAGACUCAUGUGGAACUUGCUUAUGAGAAGUCUGUGUGUUUUGAACGAUGGUGCACAUCUAAAAAUGUGGAUGGUGAUUUCAACAAAUUAAAAGACUUGGUUUUAAUUGAAGAGUUUAAGAGGUGCAUCCAUAAUGACAUAAAGACGUAUUUAGAUGAGAAGGAUGCUGCCACUUUGCAAGAGUCUGCUAAGUUAGCAGAUGAGUUUGCUGUAACCCACGAGUUUAAGUUUACCCCGAGUAAGACCUUCCAAAAAAAUAGCAUGGAUAAUCAGGGUAAAAAAAGAAAUCAAAUCUGGGUCUAGUGACAAAGGUAAGGAUGAAGGGAAGCAAUUAAGGGAGAAACAUUCUGGUCCUACUUGUCACUAUUGUAGGAAACCUGGUCAUGUUAUGGCUAACUGUUUCCUCCUAAAGAAGAAGAAGGAAAAGGAGGCAGAUCCAGAUGCCUGUGUUCAAUGCUUUGAAGCACCUAUAAACCCACAGUUAUCUGGACAUUCUGAUGAAGCUCUGUCAGGGGCUGAGAUGUAUGGCCUAGUUAGAAAAAAAAUAAUUCCUUUUGUGUCAGAGGGAUUUGUUUCAAUAAAUGAAGGGUCAACCCCGGUACCAGUGAAAAUUCUUCGAGAUACUGGGGCUUCACAGUCACUCUUGUUAGACAAUGUUCUAGGGUUUCGUGAUGAGACUGCCACUGGUGAGGUAAAUCUUAUUCAAGGCAUUGGGGAUGACAUUGUUUCUGUACCUCUGCACAAGGUAAUUUUGAAGUCAGAGUUAGUUUCGGGACCUGUUAAGAUAGGAUUACAACCUAGUUUACCAGUGAAGGGUGUUUCUUUGUUGUUAGGGAAUGACCUAGCAGAUGAUAAAGUUGUCCCUGCAGUGCAGCUGACGACUAAGCCAAUCACUGAGGAUCCAAAGAUGGAUUGUAGCAUUUCUCCCUCCUGCGCUAUGGCCAAGAAGCUUGCCAAUGCAUUGUUCUGUGCAGCAUGGUCCUUCUACCCAUGAUAGUCCAAAUUGGGACACAGGUUUUGAUGACUUGUCAGUGACUUUCCUGCCUUCAUUGUUUGAUCAAGAUCCUUGUAUUAGGUCUGAUUAUAAAGAUUUAUCUCUGUCGAGGAAGGAGUUUAUAGCAGAACAGAGCAGAGACCCUGAGAUUGCAGCCUUGAGAGUAAAAGCUCUCUCAGGUGAGGAGAUUGAGAAAGUGGCAGUAGGAUAUUAUAUUAAGAAUGGAGUGUUAAUGAGGAAGUGGAGACCACCUGAUAUUCCUGCAAGUGAGGAAUGGGCAAUUGUUCACUAGGUUGUAGUUGCUAAAGUCUAUAGGAAUGAAAUUUUAACUUUGGCCCAUAGUAUGCCCUUGGGGAGCCAUCUUGGUGUGAAUAAAACUGUGGGUAAGGUAUUUAAACAAUUCUUCUGGCCUGGUUUGAGGAAGGAUGUUGCGACAUUUUGCUGAACUUGUCACAUUUGUCAGGUUGUGGGUAAACCUAAUCAGGUCACCCCAGUGGCCCCACUGCAGCCUAUUCCUGCAUUUGGUGAACCCUUUUCUAAAGUUAUUGUGGAUUGUGUUGGCCCAUUGCUCAAGACUAGAGCUGGCUAUCAGUAUUUGCUAACCAUCAUGUGUACAGCAUCUAGAUUUCCGAAGCGAUGCCCCUCAGGAAGAGAAAAGCUCAAAUAGUGUCGAAGGCUCUCAUAAAGUUUUUCAUCCUAUCUGGUUUGCCUAAAGAAAUCCAGUCUGAUCAAGGAAGUAAUUUUAUGUCAGGAUUACUCCAGCAGGUAGUUUACGAACUGGGAGCAAAACAAAUUACAUCAUCUGUGUACCAUCCAGAAUCCCAAGGGGCCUUAGAAAGAUUCCAUUCUACCCCCCAGACCAUGAUUAGGAUAUUCUGUAUCGAAAAUGAGAAGGAUUGAGAUGAGGGAGUUCAUUUGCUUCUAUUUGCAGUAAGGGAGUCAGUGCAAGAGUCCAUAGGCUUUAGCCCCUUUGAACUAGUGUUUGGGCACCAGGUCUGAGGCCCUUUGGCAUUAUUAAAAGAGCAGUGGAUUAACAAUGACCUGCAUAUUAAUUUGCUGCAUUAUGUUUUAAAAUUUAAGGACAGAUUGCAAAGGGUUUCUAAUUUAGCAAGGGAAAUUUUUAAAUCAGCCCAGGAAAAAAUGAAAACUUGAUAUGAUAAGGAAGCCCAAAUGAGGUCAUUAAAGCCGUGAGAUACAGUGCUUGUUUUGUUCCUUGUGCAGACAAACCCUCCACAAGCUAAGUUUCAUGGUCCCUGUGAAAUUGUGUCUGAAGUUAAUGAUGUGGACAAUGUAGUCAAAACACCAGAUAGACGAAAGCCAACGCAGCUUUGUUACGUAAACAUGCUUAAGUUGUAACAUGAGAAACAGACAGCAGCUGUGACUGUUGUUAAUAACAAUGCAUCUGACCUCUCUGGGAAUUUACUAGCUGAUCCAUCCGAGGCCUAUUUUAAACCAAACAUUAUUUCAGCCAGAUUGACAAAUUUGACUAUUUUGGAAAAUAUUGAUGAGAAACUGGCUCAUUUACAACCCCAGCAGCAAAUGAUGCAGUUGAUCAUGAAAUUUAGGGAUUUGUUCCCUGAUGUUCCAAAAAGAAAAACAGUAGCCUCACAUCAUGUAGAAGUUGGUGAUGCCAGACCUAUAAAAUAGCAUCUGUAUCGCAUGAAUAUUGAAAAAUAUAGACUUGCUGAACAAGAAAUUGAGUAUAUGUUAGAAAAUGAUAUUAUAAAGACAUUCUCUUCGGAUUGGAGUUCAUCUUGUGUCAUGGUACCUAAACCAGAUGGUAGUAUCAGGUUUUGCACUGAUUACACAAAGGUGAAUGCUAUAACGAAAACAGAUGCUUAUCCAAUCCCUGGAGCGCAUGAUUGUGUAAAGCUAAGUUUCUUUUAUAAAAAAAAACAACGAUCUGUUAAAACAAUAUUGGUGUGUUCCAUUAACAGAUAGAGGCAGAAAAAGUUCUGCAUUUGUAAUGCCUUCUGAUUUGUAUGAAUAUAAUGAUCUGCCAUUUGGAAUGAAAAAUGCUCCAGGAACAUUCCAGAGAAUUAUUAAUUCUGUAAUUCAAGGGUUGGAACACACAGAUGCCUAUAUUGAUGAUUUGGUUACAGGGAAUGACACCUGGGAAGCCCAUAUCUCUGUAGUGGAAAAGCUGUUUGAAAGGCUCUCGAAAGCCAACCUUACAGUUAACUUAGCUAAGAGUGAAUUUGGCCAUGUUCCUGUGACCUGUCUUGGUUAUGUUGUAGGUCAAGGCAGGUUGGCUCCUGUUCAGGCAAUUUCUGAGGUUCCCAUUCUAACUGGCAAAAGGGGUCUUAGAAGAUUUCUGAGAAUGGUCAGCUAUUAUCGCAAGUUCUGCAAGAACUUUGCUGAUAUUUCCCUCCCAUUGACUAACCUCCUGAAGAAGGGUGAAAAUUUGUUUGGACAGAGCCUUGUCAGGAGUCAUUUGAUAAAUUGAAAGCCAUCUUAUGUCACCAAUCUGUGCUCAGGUCACCUGACUUUGUAAUGCCAUUUUCCAUAGCUGUAGAUAUUGAUGA
Molecule: messenger RNA, 8059 nt
Organism: Mobula hypostoma (lesser devil ray)
Lineage: Eukaryota; Metazoa; Chordata; Chondrichthyes; Myliobatiformes; Myliobatidae
Product: zinc finger protein 239-like
Exons: 2
Coding region: 1492-2313 (273 amino acids)
Biological process (GO): regulation of transcription by RNA polymerase II
Molecular function (GO): DNA-binding transcription factor activity; RNA polymerase II cis-regulatory region sequence-specific DNA binding
Source: RefSeq, a predicted model, not a curated record